Messenger RNA from Psammomys obesus (fat sand rat), 1200 nucleotides. RefSeq names its product prostaglandin D2 receptor (gene Ptgdr). Gene Ontology annotation, molecular function: prostaglandin D receptor activity. Gene Ontology annotation, cellular component: plasma membrane. The transcript has 2 exons. Gene Ontology annotation, biological process: G protein-coupled receptor signaling pathway; positive regulation of cytosolic calcium ion concentration; inflammatory response. Lineage: Eukaryota; Metazoa; Chordata; Mammalia; Rodentia; Muridae. The coding region runs from base 4 to 1074 and encodes 356 amino acids. The record is from RefSeq and is a predicted model, not a curated record.
GCCAUGAACGAGUCCUAUCGCUGCCACGCAUUCACAUGGGUGGAAAUGGGCUCCUCGCCGACGAUGGGCGGUGUGCUCUUCGGCGCCGGGCUGCUGGGCAACCUGCUGGCGCUCGUGCUGCUGGCACGCUCGGGGCUGGGGUCCGGCCGGCAGAGGCCACUGCGCCCGCCCUCAGUCUUCUACGUGCUCGUGUGUGGCUUGACUGUCACCGACUUGCUGGGCAAGUGCCUGAUCAGCCCGGUGGUCCUGGCUGCCUACGCGCAAAACCGGAGCCUACAGGAACUGCUGCCGUUCCCGGGCAAUCAGUUAUGUCAAGGCUUCGCCUUCAUCAUGUCCUUCUUUGGGCUAGCCUCGACGUUACAGCUGCUGGCUAUGGCUCUGGAGUGCUGGCUGUCUCUGGGACACCCGUUCUUCUACCAAAGGCACAUCACCCUGCGCCGGGGAGCGCUGGUGGCGCCGGUCGUGGGCGCCUUCUGCUUGGCUCUCUGCUCGCUCCCCUUCGCCGGCUUUGGGAAGUUCGUGCAGUACUGUCCUGGCACCUGGUGCUUCAUCCAGAUGGUCCACAAGAAGCGCUCGCUUUCGGUAGUUGGCUUCUCUGUGCUCUACGCCAGCCUCAUGGCGCUGCUGGUCCUCGCGACCGUGCUGUGCAACCUAGGUGCCAUGCACAACCUCUACACCAUGCACCGGCGCCUGAGGCACUACCCUCGCUGCUGCCCCAGGGACCGCGCCCAGCCGGCCUCCGGUUAUAGGCACGGGUCCCUGCAUCCCCUGGAGGAGCUGGACCACCUCGUGCUGCUGGCUCUCAUGACCGUGCUCUUCACCAUGUGUUCCCUGCCUUUAAUUUAUCGUGCUUACUAUGGAGCCUUUCAACUUGUCAGCACAGCUGAAGGAGACUCAGAAGACCUCCAAGCCCUGCGUUUUCUGUCUGUGAUUUCAAUCGUAGACCCCUGGAUUUUCAUCAUUUUCAGGACUUCAGUAUUCCGGAUGUUAUUCCACAAGAUUUUCAUAAGACCUCUGAUCUACAGAAACUGGCACAGCCAUUCCUGCCAAACUAACAGAGAAUCCACUUUAUGAGGGCUUUGCAUGCUCUGGUAAGCUGAAAAGAUUCCACAUAGUCAGACAAAGAACCAUGAUUGGAAAAACCUUAUGAUUUAAAUCCUUAAAGAUUAUCUCCUGUGGGGAGCUGGAGAGAUGGGUUAA